AUGGCCAGCUCGAAAGUCCUAGGGUUUGUGUUCGUUGCUCUGCUGUUUUUGGACUUGGCAUUUGCUGUGAGGUCAUCGCCAAAAUUACAGUCAUCCGACCGUAAUGCCGAUGAGUCCGCCGGCGAAAAGUCAUCAAACAAAGGCAAUAAGUCCGACUGCAAGAAUUCAUCCGACAAAGACAAUGAGAAUGGGUCCCAUGACAAGGAUUCAAACAACAAAGGCAACCAGUCCGACAACAAUACGUUGUCGGACUAUAAUAAGUCCGAUGACAAGGGGUCAAAAGAUGAUAAUAAGCCCUGUGAUAAGACGCAGGGCUGUAAUUGUGAUGGAAAUGAUAAAGGUGACUGUGGACUUCCUAAAGGAGGAGCAGGAGGUGGCGGUGGAGGAGGAGGGGGAGGAGGAGCACGUGGUGGUGGAGGAGGAGGAGGAGGCGGUGGCGGAUCUAGCUCAUUGGGCGGCAACGGCCAGGGGUUUGGAUCAGGUUUUGGUGACAACAAUAACGGGGGCAAUAAAGACGAAGGACAAGGUGGCGACAUUCCACAACCGAACGUGUAA
This is a messenger RNA of Neltuma alba, 555 nucleotides long. Its product is annotated as putative glycine-rich cell wall structural protein 1. The transcript has a single exon. The record is from RefSeq and is a predicted model, not a curated record. The coding region runs from base 1 to 555 and encodes 184 amino acids. NCBI's taxonomy places the organism in Eukaryota, Viridiplantae, Streptophyta, Magnoliopsida, Fabales, Fabaceae.